This is a messenger RNA of Labeo rohita (rohu), 3506 nucleotides long. RefSeq names its product natriuretic peptide receptor 3 (gene npr3). The coding region runs from base 320 to 1834 and encodes 504 amino acids. Gene Ontology annotation, molecular function: natriuretic peptide receptor activity; peptide hormone binding. Gene Ontology annotation, cellular component: membrane. The record is from RefSeq and is a predicted model, not a curated record. NCBI's taxonomy places the organism in Eukaryota, Metazoa, Chordata, Actinopteri, Cypriniformes, Cyprinidae. The transcript is spliced from 8 exons. Gene Ontology annotation, biological process: vasodilation; regulation of blood pressure.
ACCAGCCGAGCCGCACACUUCACACAUCCUAACAAGAGUAAUUACACAGGGAAGCGGAGAGUUAGACAGAGACCCAAAGAAGACUCCAAACAGGGGAAGAGAAAGGGGCUCUGGAGAGACUCACAGGAGAGACACACACGACACAACUCACUUAUAAACAGAAAGAGUGGGAUUUUGCCAUACUAAGUUCAUUUAAGGAUACGUCUUAAUUUCUAAAACAAUCUACUUGGGGAGGGAAAAAAACUUUAAAAAGCUUUUGCAAAAAGAAAAAAACAAAAAACAACCAUCAGUUAGGCUACUUCGUUCAUUGGUGUUAAAGAUGUCAUGUUUCAUGUCACUAUGUCUGUCCAUUUGGGUAGUACUCAUGAUGCCUGGCAGGACAAGUGCACAGACUAACAACAUCAACGUGAUGGUCAUUUUGCCUCGCAACAACACAUACCUGUUCUCUUACCAGAGAGUUUCUCCGGCUAUUGAGUACGCGAAAAAAAGCAGAGCAGAGCUGUUCGCAGGAUUGAAAUUCAAUGUGGAGCAUCAGAACUCCUCGUGUGGGAUGGACGCUCUGUACGCGCUGGUGGACAAGCAGAAAGACGAGCGUCCCGACCUGAUCCUCGGUCCGGUGUGCGAGUACACCGCCGCAUCGGUGGUUAGAGUGGCAUCGCACUGGAACAUCCCAGUGAUCACAGCAGGUGCUCUGGCCACCGGCUUCAGCGUCAAAGCCCCCGAGUACUCGCAUCUCACAAGAAUCGCUCCAACUUACCUGAAAAUGGCUGAGACGUUUCGGGCGAUGUUCGGUCGUUUCGGCUGGAGAACUGCAUCUUUGAUAUACGACGACGAUAAAGAGGAGAGAAACUGUUACUUUACGGUAGAGGGGGUUUAUACGGUGCUCUCAGAGUACCACAUCGUCAAAGAUUACGCUGUGUUUAACUCCAACGAGGAGAGAGUAGAUGCCGACGGGAUCAUCGCGUCCGUCUACGGGAGCGAAGUUGUGAUCAUGUGUGCCAAGGCGGACACAGUACGAGAACUCAUGCUGGCAGCCCAUCGACGAAAAUUAACCAGCGACAGCAGCAUUUUCUUCAACAUCGAGCUGUUCAACUCCUCUUCCUAUGGGGAUGGAUCCUGGAGGAGAGGAGACAAAUAUGACAAUGAGGCCAAGGCUGCCUACAGCUUUCUCAACACAGUAACGUUGCUUAGGUCCACAAAGCCAGAGUUUGAAGACUUCUCCAUGGAAAUGAAAAAGUCACUACAGCAAUCAGACAUCCCUGUUUGCGAAGGCUGCAGUGCUGUCAAUAUGUUUAUGGAGGGGUUCCAUGAUGCUUUGAUUCUGUACGCAACUGCCUUGCGUGAGGUGAUGAGCAAUGGUCGGACGAAAAAGAAUGGACUGGAAAUCACACAUAGCAUGUGGAACAGAACAUUUGAAGGCAUCGCUGGCCAGGUGUCUCUAGAUGCCAAUGGUGACCGGAAUGGGGAUUUCUCUGUCAUUAGGAUGACAGACCCAGAGGCAGGAACUCAUGAGACCAUCUUGAGCUACUUCGGCAACAAUAGAAGUUUCCAGAUCAUGCCAGGCUUUAAGAGGGAAUGGUUCUCCUUGCGAACAGCACCAGAGCCUCCACCCCCAAAACACAGUGACCCAUCAUCAGGUGGACUAGGUGUAUCGGCAGUGACUGGGAUAAUAGUAGGGGCAAUUCUGGGAACGGCUCUCCUUAUGGGAUUCUACUUCUUUAGGAAAAAUUACAGGAUAACCAUUGAACGGAGAAUACCUCGAGAAGAGUGUGACAUCGGGAAGCACCGUCAGUUGCGGGAAGACUCCAUAAGAUCCAACUUCUCGGCAGCGUAGUCUGUAGUCGUAAGUCGACUGGAAAGGUGCAUCUCAGAUGGGUCUGUGAGCUCAUCAAACACCAUCCCAGGAACCCUGAAAUAUUUAUAGACAUGCUGUAGUGUUUUUUCCUUGUAAAUGUCUCUUGCUCUUCAAUUCGUAAACUCAGGAAAGUUGAAUUAUUGGAGGAGAAGCGCUCGCAAGGCUUCUCGACUCUCUGUAAAGGAAAAAGGGUCUUUUUUAUUUAGCUACAGACCUUUUUUCCUGCCAAACUGAUCUUGAGGAAAACUCUUUUGUAGAAAAUAGUCAGUUGACUUGAGUCCGAUGGGGAGAAGCGGUUAUGAGAUAUUGAGGACGGCAAGAGUGAUAUCAGAACCUAAGCUUACUUUAAACGCAACACUCUCACUCAUGUUACCUUCCUCUACUUCCUUUAGAGAAUGUCCAGUAGAACACACUGAUCAACAUCCAUGCUUUCUUCUUUGUAGAUUUUGUCAGGAGGCACUGAUGAAAACAAAACUGAUGUGAACUUUAAAAUGACGUUCCUCUCUGUCAACACGCAUCUCAGCAAGCCUUGAUGUAUCAAAUUUGGCUGCAUGCUGAAACACUGAACUGUUAUUUAUUAUUACAAAUUCAGAUUUUCUACAAGUGAUUUCUUUCAUAGGUUUUAGUCCCACUAAUUUUAAUAAUCCAAUAUACUUUCAGCUCUUUUGAAUUACACUGCCAUGUACAGUAUCAUAUGCGCUGCUGGGUGCCUCAUGACCAAAUGUUGUCUGACUGGUGUUUUUUUUUAAUGUAAAACUGACUUAAGUGUCCAUUCAUGUCAAAAUGUUUGAAAAGAUUUGUAAACUUAUGCUUUAAUAACAGGAAAAUACAUCAAUGCCUACUAUAAGCCUUCUCCACCAUUACCUUUUUUGUCAGUCGUUUUGUACAGCCCACUCUUUGUUGUUAAACAUUACCCUUUUUUGAUUUCAAGAUAGGUGAUUCUGCUUAAAUCAUGCCUGAUUUUUCAUCGGCCUGCAUCCGUGAAGGUGAACUGCAGAGGCAAGCGAUUUCUUUGGUUUAAAAAGCUAAAAAAGGAGGUUGUCAGGAAGUUAUGUAAUAGCUAUAGAUACAUCACAAAAUGAUUUUAUACACAACAGAAGCCGGUCUACCUACCAACAACAGAUUUCGAAAAGCUAUGUUCAGUUUAUAUUGCACAUGUACAUUUUUGAACUUUUAUGUCUUUAGAUUGUCUUUGUCAGGAGGUGGUUAUCAAUAAUCUAUCAGUUUAAUAGCAUAUAAAGUAUAUUUUUACCAUUUGUGAUGAUUCAGUAAUGAUGAUGAGAUGUAAAUGUGAGAUGUCACAUUUAAAACCAUCUCUAUGGUUUGUGCAUCAAAUAAAAAAAAAUUCUAGGGUUUUAUUCGGGCUUGGUAUGAUGGCAAUUGUAUACUGAUGUAAGUAAAUGUAUCAACAUAAGAUGUGAUGUUAUUUAUUGAUAUUUUUGUAGAGGUUUCAUUUUUUCUUAGUGUUGAUUUUAACAUUGUUUCUUGUGUGAAAUAUACAGAAUCCUUUUUGUAAACAGUAUAUCUGCCUUGUCAGAGCAAAUUUUACCUGAUAAGUAUAUUUACAAGGCUUUGUAAACACUCAGAAGAAUUGUAACUUAUUUAGAUUGAUACAUAUUGACCAAUUAAAACAAAAAUUUAUGAAAUUAAA